This is a messenger RNA of Symbiodinium pilosum, 482 nucleotides long. The record is from the annotation of a GenBank genome assembly. Lineage: Eukaryota; Dinophyceae; Suessiales; Symbiodiniaceae.
GUUUGCAUGAAGGUGCUGCUAGAAGCUCAGGCAGAGCCCAACUGCUGCGACCGGCUGUGCAACACUCCUCUGGGCGAGGCUGCCAAGUGUGGUGCCUUAGAUGUCGUGCAGCUUCUUUUGGAGAGGCGAGGGCAGGUGAACAUGUGCAACUACCGGGCCGAGACACCUGUGCUCCUAGCGAUGCAGCGAAAUCAUAUCGAGGUUGUUCGCCUUCUUUGCCGGCAUCGUGCAGAUGCAAACAGGGGUAAGGGCUUGUCGCAGCUGCUGGCAACGAAGGUGGAUCGCCUGGAAAGCCUGUGCCUACUGCUUGAGCUGCGGACCGACGUUAAUGCUCGCAAUGAGGCAGGCGACACAGCUUUGCUUUCAGCCGUGAAGGGAAACCGGAUGGCUGCUCUGAGCCUGCUGCUCUCCGAGCGGCACGUCGAUGUCAACGCUCAUGACCCCAGGGGCGAUACCCCGCUGCUGCAAGCCAUCCGGAGCAG